Molecule: messenger RNA, 948 nt
Organism: Trypanosoma rangeli
Lineage: Eukaryota; Euglenozoa; Kinetoplastea; Trypanosomatida; Trypanosomatidae
Exons: 1
Coding region: 1-948 (315 amino acids)
Source: RefSeq, a predicted model, not a curated record
AUGUCAGAGGACCCCGGGCGUCCAGUCGUUGUGGUGCCUGGGGAUUCGACUGCGCUUAGCCAAAAGCCACCCGUCACACCCUCUCGCCCGAAGUCUGGCGAGGUAGAUAGGCUCUGCUUCGACUCCCUGUAUUCCGAGAAUGGAUCACUGGAGCCCCCGCCGCUGUGGCCCUUUCACGGGGCAAUGAAAUCGACGCAGGACAACAGCCUGGUGCUUUCCGACCCGUCGUCUCUUGACAACGCUGGGCCCGCUACCUCUGCUACUGCCGCCCCGCGCGCGGAGCAAGCAAGGCCGACGCGUGCUACACAUCAACGCGGCCGACUUGGUGAGUGGGCGGUGGGUGCGACCGCGAACGCGGAGAUCUCGCAGGCCCGCACAACCGCGGCGAGCAAUUCACCCCGCCCAUCGCAGCAACCCAGCCACAGCGCGGACGAGUUGGACAGCAACAUCAGCGCGGCAGACUACAGACGGCUGCCCGUAACUAGCGCUGGCGCAUGCACCAUGUCUGCGGCGACUGCCGGUCGUUUUAUUCGUGUGGAAAGUAAUUGUGGCACCGAUGGGAAAAAUGACGAAGAGGAGGAAGCGCACCCACCGUUGUGCGCCCCCUCGUUCCUCACGAAAUUUCCUUCGCAGCAGCAUCCGAUACUGCCGUCUACAUCGCGGGGGGGACCUUCCCUCCCGCCAUCGUGUCUAUCGCCGCCUUCGCUUCCCGCAAUGGCCAACGAUGAAAGUGCGCACAUGGGCGGAACGAAGGGCGAGGCAGACCAAACCGACACCCCUUCUCGAAGCACGCUCCGACCUCCGCCACGCCCUUUUUCUCCUCUUCGCCUGCCGCCUGAAAACGGGAGCGAUCCGCUAGUCUUUGACCCUCUUCUGCGGUGCUGUCUCGACCUGAGGUCCAAUACGUACGUGAUGGCGGCGAGGCCGCCACCAAAGGGAAAAGCGUAA